This is a messenger RNA of Cyclospora cayetanensis, 1362 nucleotides long. Its product is annotated as adenylosuccinate lyase. Gene Ontology annotation, molecular function: N6-(1,2-dicarboxyethyl)AMP AMP-lyase (fumarate-forming) activity. The record is from RefSeq and is a predicted model, not a curated record. Gene Ontology annotation, biological process: IMP biosynthetic process. The transcript is spliced from 10 exons. NCBI's taxonomy places the organism in Eukaryota, Apicomplexa, Conoidasida, Eucoccidiorida, Eimeriidae. Bases 1 to 1362 code for a protein of 453 amino acids.
AUGGCGCUUUUUGCAAACAUAUGCCCUCUGGACGGCCGGUAUCGUGAAGCCACAGACGACAUUCGGAGAGUUUGGGGGGACAUACACCUCAUGCGACACCGAGUGUUCAUCGAGUUGAAGUGGCUGGAGUUCUACCUUGAUCAUGUGCAUUCAGAAGGCCCCAUGACGGACAAGCAACGACAGGCUCUGCAGCCACUUUAUGAAGUGACGGAGGAAGAUCUUGCGCGCAUUUCCACGUUUGAAAAGCAAACCAACCACGAUGUCAAGGCGGUGGAGUAUUACAUUAGAGAGCGCCUCUCAGCCGUCCCCUGCCUAAGUUCAUUAAAGGAAUAUGUGCAUAUUUUCUGCACAAGUGAAGAUAUCAACAACUUGGCGUAUGCACUGAUGGCUACUAAGGCGAACACGGAGGCCCUCCUUCCCUCCAUGAGGUGGCUGAUCAACGAGCUGCAGCGAAUGGCAGCCGAGCAUGCAGAAACUCCUUUGUUGGCGAGGACUCACGGACAGCCAGCGACGCCCACAACGUUUGGGAAGGAGUUUGCGGUGUAUUGCCACAGACUCAGCAAGCACAUGCAGAAGCUUGAGGCGUUAAGGCCUUGCGGGAAGUUCAACGGCGCUGUAGGCAACUUUAAUGCGCAUGUCGUGGCGUUUCCAGACAAGCACUGGCCUGAACUGGCGCAAACCUUUGUUGAGAGCUUAGGCUUGGUGUAUCAGCCGCUGAGCACGCAAAUCGAAUGCCAUGAUUGGGUAGCCGAAUAUUGCGAUGAUCUAGCGCGUUUCAACACGGUGCUCAUUGGCCUCUGUGUGGAUUGCUGGACUUACAUCUCAAGGGAGUUGCUGGUGCUCCGUCGCGCAGAGCUGGAGGUUGGCAGCAGCACAAUGCCACACAAAAUCAAUCCCAUUGAUUUCGAGAAUGCGGAGGGGAACUUGGGCUUGGCCAAUGCCAUGCUCCGAUUUUUCAGCGGAAAGCUUCCAGUGUCUCGGCUGCAGCGCGACCUUUCAGACACCACAUGCCUUCGAAGUUUAGGCUGUGCUCUGGGCUAUUCGCUUCUGGGCAUAAAAUCCUGCCUCCGAGGAUUCAAGAAAACAACAGUGUCGGCCGUGAGCGCCAGAAAGGAGCUGCAGCUCCAUUGGGAAGUCCUGGCAGAACCCGUCCAGUCCGUUAUGAGGAGGUUCGGCCAGCCCCAGGCGUACGAGCAGCUGAAGGAGCUUACACGGGGGAACACUGUCACUCCCGAGACUCUGAGGGCGUUUAUCGCGAAUGCAAAAUUACCCGAGACGGACAGGGAGAGGCUUCUAAAGCUUUCACCAGAGACGUAUACUGGCAUCGCUAGCCAUCUAGCUGGAGGGGUGCAAAGGAAAUAA